AAAAGUUUUAUUAAAUAUUUGGCAACAUAAUGAAAUAGUAAACUUUAGGAGCGGAAGUAUAAGAGGUGUUGCGAUGUCUGCAACUUUAAGACCAUAUCUCACUGCGGUGAGACAUACACUCAAUGCUGCUAUGUGUUUGGAAAAUUUUUCUUCUCAGGUUGUGGAAAGACAUAAUAAGCCAGAAGUAGAAGUGAGGAGUGGUAAGGAAUUAUUACUUACACCUGUUGUCAUCAGUCGAAACGAAAAAGAGAAAGUUUUAAUUGAAGGUUCUAUAAAUUCAUUAAGGAUUAGUAUAGCUGUCAAACAAGCUGAUGAAAUUGAAAAAAUACUUUGUCAUAAGUUUAUGAGGUUUAUGAUGAUGAGAGCUGAAAAUUUCAUUGUUUUGCGGCGAAAACCUGUGGAUGGUUAUGAUAUAUCUUUUCUCAUAACAAAUUUCCACACAGAACAGAUGUAUAAACAUAAAUUAGUUGAUUUUGUAAUACAUUUCAUGGAAGAAAUAGACAAAGAAAUAAGUGAAAUGAAGUUAGCGUUAAAUGCCAGAGCUAGGAUUUGUGCUGAGGAAUUUUUGAAACGAUUUUGAUUCCUUGAACUGCAAAUAAUUAAAUAUUGAUUUUGACUGUUCCAUCAUCAUCAAAGUGGUUUAUCAAGCUGAAUUUGUUUGAAAUAUUAUUAGGUCCAAAAACUGAAUUCAUCAAUAAUCAUAUAAUGAUAUUUAUGUUAGUGUAUGUUUCUUUGUAGAAUAAUUUGAUGUCAAAAUGCAUUUUGACCUGGUGCUUAUUGUUCUUUCCAAUUCUGUGAAAUUUGUGUUAGUUGAUUAUAAUUUGUCUGUUGUAUUUGCAAUGAAAGUAUUCUUUCUGAAAAUUGUAUCCAAAUGAAUGCUUUGAAAUUUAAAUUUGUCAUGUCUUUUAAUGCAUAUUGUUUUCCUUUUGAGAAAAGAACAAAUGUUGAAACUCUAGAUGUAUUAAAUUUUUGCCUUUUAUACAAUUUUAUGAUAUUAAAAUUUCUUUCAAAUGAA
Molecule: messenger RNA, 1015 nt
Organism: Stegodyphus dumicola
Lineage: Eukaryota; Metazoa; Arthropoda; Arachnida; Araneae; Eresidae
Gene: Arpc4
Product: Actin-related protein 2/3 complex, subunit 4
Biological process (GO): Arp2/3 complex-mediated actin nucleation; actin filament polymerization
Cellular component (GO): Arp2/3 protein complex; actin cytoskeleton
Molecular function (GO): actin filament binding
Source: RefSeq, a predicted model, not a curated record